This is a messenger RNA of Saccostrea cuccullata (small rock oyster), 2479 nucleotides long. Its product is annotated as prestin-like. Gene Ontology annotation, molecular function: sulfate transmembrane transporter activity; chloride transmembrane transporter activity; bicarbonate transmembrane transporter activity. Lineage: Eukaryota; Metazoa; Mollusca; Bivalvia; Ostreida; Ostreidae. The transcript has a single exon. The coding region runs from base 67 to 2457 and encodes 796 amino acids. The record is from RefSeq and is a predicted model, not a curated record. Gene Ontology annotation, biological process: transmembrane transport. Gene Ontology annotation, cellular component: plasma membrane.
UGCAUGGUGGCCAGUUAGAAGCGUGACAGGUCAUAGGAAAAUAAAGGGACCAAAAGUACAGUCAACAUGACUUCCCUGGAAUUCCGACAUCGCUAUGUCGAAAUCGAAGAAAAUACCAACCCGAUAAUGAAGAGAGUGAAACAAAAUGUGUAUUGUUCCCGGAGACGAGUUUGGAAGUUCUGGGCUUACCAUUUGCCCAUUCUGAAAUUUAUCAAGUACUACAAACUCAAAGAAUAUUUGUUCUCAGAUAUCCUGACUGGAUUAACCAUAGGCAUUAUGCAUAUCCCACAGGCACUGGCAUUUGGAAUGCUGACCUCGGUCAAGGUCGAGAACGGACUCUAUACCUCACUUUGGCCAAUUUUAUUUUACGUCAUUUUCGGAACAUCGCCUCAUAUUUCCAUGGGAACAAGUGCCGUUAUAUGCAUGGUAACCGCUGGUGUUGUCGAUAUACAAGCGGAAACGUUCAAAUCUGAAAACCAACAUUUAUUUAAUGCUCGCCUUACAAAUACAAAUGGAACAGUGCAGAAUGCAACCACCAUAGAAUGGACAGACAUCCCAGAGUUUAUGGACUUUAAAGAGAAUGUAGCCAUGAAUAUUGCCCUGUUCUCGGGCCUCAUGCUUAUUUUCAUGGGAAUGUUCCGAUUGGGAUUUAUCACGUUCUACUUCUCGGUUUCAUUCUUUAGCGGAUUCACUUCCGGUGCAGCAGUCCAUAUCGCCACCAGCCAGAUGCCUGCUCUGUUGGGAAUCGCAGUCAAACGAUACUCAGGACCUUUCAAAAUAAUUUAUACCUACCGAGAUAUAUUUCUUGCCAUAACAACGGUCAAAGUCGCUACAAUAAUCAUAUCCAUCAUUUGCAUCGUCGUGUUGUUUGCAGUUAAGGAUCUUAUCAACGAGCGUUUUAAGCACAAACUUAAGGCACCCAUUCCCAUUGAGCUUAUCGUCGUCAUCAUUGCAACUAUUGUUUCCUACGUUUCAAGGUUCGAUGAGAAUUAUGAAGUGGAUGUUGUCGGGACUAUUCCAAACACCAUACCCGCCCCUGUAUUACCUGACAUGAGAGGUGUUCCCGUUUACCUUGGAGAUUGCUUCGUUGUUGCGAUCUUGAUUUUUUCCAACACCAUUGCCAUGGCAAAAAUAUGUGCAAAGAAACACAACUACGAGUUGAAUGACAAUCAGGAAAUUUAUGCGUAUGGCAUUUGUAAUUUUGCCAGCUCAUUUUUCAAGUGCUUCCCGUCCGCCGUAGCUCCACCUCGGUCAAUGAUUCUCUCCUCCAUGAAUGCCAGGACGACGAUUAGCGGUUUGUUUUCAGCUCUUCUUAUGCUUCUUGUUAUCUUGGCAAUCAGCGAAUUAUUCUUUUUCCUGCCUAAAGCUACCUUAGCAUCCAUUAUUUUGGUGGCGUUAAAAGGACUCUUCGUGCAAAUGACGGAUGCCCGUAGAUAUUGGAAAAUCAACAAGUAUGAUUUCAUCAUUUGGCUUUGUACAAUAACAUCAGUUGUUUUCAUCGACAUCGACUUUGGUCUUGGUAUUGGAUUGGCGAUAUCACUGCUCACAGUGGUAUUCCAAAGUCAGCGUGCGUCAGCCUUGAGAUUGAUGAAAUACAAUCCAAAUUUUAAAACCGUAAGAAGCAUUAAGAAGUUGUACUCCUUGAGUCCUGUUAAAAUAUUUGUGUAUAAGUCCAAUAUCUUCUUUGCCAAUGCUGAAAUGUUCCGGAGCAAGUUAUACUCUGCGACCGUCAAUCCAAGAAAGUUUUUGAAAUUGUUGAACAAGAAAAAGGAAAUCAACGCAAAUAAAAAAGAAACUGAAAAGGUCACUCAAAAUGGAGGAGCUAGUCCAACGAAAAAGAUAUCAACUAUUUCUACAGAAAGUGGAAUAAGCAAUACUCAACAACCCAUUUUUACUUCCUUGUCCUUGGACGAUUCUAUUUCAAGUCCUAAUAUUGGAUCUGUCGCCAGUCAACUAGACAAUGCAGACGCUAAUCCCAUACAUUUGGAAUCUGCUUACGUUGGCUUGCCUCCUCCGUCCCAUGUGCUAAGUUUAGAGUCUAUUGACACAAUUCAAAGCUUAGACACCAUCGACUCUGGAUUUGAUGAAAUUUCUCACCCAAAACAACUCUUGUCUGAGUACAUGAGAACUCGAGUCAUUAUUCUCGAAAUGGCAUGCGUGAACUACAUCGACGCUUCCGGUUCCAAUCUCAUCGUGCAUAUCCACAAGGAGUAUUCGAAACUAGGUAUUCGGCUUCUUCUUGCAUCAAUAUCUGAAGAUGUGUCUAAAACAUUACAUCACUCGGGGGCCUUCGAUGCCAUCCCGAAAGAUGAUAUAUUUCCAGAUCUCACGGACGCCAUUUUAUCUGCGGAUGAAUACGUCCUUCAAUCUUCCAAAGAAGACAUAAGUCCUGGUUUACAGACUGUAAGCUUCACAGACGAGGAGGCGGCGGAGGAAUCUUAUGUGGUGCGUCUGUAGGGUCACGUGGUCAAGUAUUGUA